This is a messenger RNA of Echinostoma caproni, 336 nucleotides long. The record is from the annotation of a GenBank genome assembly. NCBI's taxonomy places the organism in Eukaryota, Metazoa, Platyhelminthes, Trematoda, Plagiorchiida, Echinostomatidae.
AUGCAGCGAGAAGGCGAAGGAGCGUCGGCUACCGAGCCAGAUGUUACCAAACCCGCCUCGGAUGUGGAUGUGCUGUUAGAUAAUCAUCCGAGUAUGCCUCCGUCACCGGUCCUCAUGGCCCAGACGAUUAAUAUCUAUCACGACCCGUAUGAGACCACACAAGAGAUGAAGGCAUUAAGUGCUGAAAUUGUAAAAACUAUUCGGGAUAUCAUCAAUCUGAAUCCAGUCUACAGAGAAAGUGUACUGGCCAUGCUUCAGGCCGGGCAAUGUGUGGCUGACAACCCCGUUUACCUAAGUGACCUUGAUACAAUAAGUCAGAUCCGUUGCGGUUUCUAA